AUGAAUGCUCUCUGUUUGAUUGGGAUGCCAGACUGGAAUCCGGAAAUCAGGAUAUCUUCAGCAGUACAUACCCUCGUCUGUGCUGAUCCAGUUAUGGGCGCCUUCUGCACCUUUGGAGAGCUCAAUAACACAUGUGUUUUACAUUCACUUUAUUUUGUCCUGUACGAGGACAUGUCAAAAACUGUCUCCGAUCAUGUGACACAACAUGGACCUGAGCUCACCCUCUUACAAUGGCUCCCACCACUGCCCAUCCAUGGGGAGGACCCAUGUAGUCCACACAGCACCAAAAUUGAACCUACAGGUACAGUAAAUCUGGCAACCAUGAUCCACUCGCAGUCCAUGCGUAAAAUGCCAGCAGAGAGCAAUAUGGAUGUUGCCCUGUUCAUUGAUCUGGGCACUUCUCUCUCUGGUACCAACCCCGGGAGUGUGUGCCACAUAUUUUUUCCCUUUUUUGGUGGUCCCGAUGAUCGACUGGCGCUUGAGUUCAUGAUGCAGUUAUGUACUAAUCCCGGGAUUAGUGUGACAUUAGUUCGGAUGUUG
This is a messenger RNA of Suillus plorans, 540 nucleotides long. RefSeq lists its product as uncharacterized. The record is from RefSeq and is a predicted model, not a curated record. The annotation marks the transcript as partial. NCBI's taxonomy places the organism in Eukaryota, Fungi, Basidiomycota, Agaricomycetes, Boletales, Suillaceae. The transcript has a single exon.